UAAUCGAUCGCUCUCACGCCAAUAGUUUAGUCGAACCGAACACCGAAGACUUUGACCCCGCGAUCGGCGAUCCAACUGCCUCACCAGGCUUAUUAUCUCUAUCUCCCCGCCCCGCAAGGCGCAAGCUCUUCCCACAGCUUUCCUCCUAGCCAGCUCCGCCCUCUCCUUCCUCCUCCUCCAGCCGAAAGCAGCAAUGGUGAGGCUGGGGCCUCUCGCCGCGCAGCACUCGGGAGCGUUCGCCCGCGACCUGGGGCUGGGGAGCCCCGCGGCGCUCGUGGCCUUCGCGGUCGUCGCGACGGUGGCGGUGGCGGCCGUGGCGGCCUUCGGCUGCGCCAAGGGGGCCAAGAAGCCGCGCCGGCAGGACAACAACAACGUGUACUACUACGGCCAGGGGUACCCACCGCCGCCCCCCGCGGGCGCGUACGGCUACCCGGCGCAGCAGCCUCCCCCCGGCUACGCGUACCCGCCGCCGCCCGUCGACGCCGGGAGGAAGCAGGGAGGGCGCAUGGGAGCCGGCGCGGGUCUCGCCCUCGGCGCAGGCGCCGGCCUGGCCACCGGCGUCAUCGUCGGCUCGGCGCUCAGCUCCGGCUGCGGAGGCGGCUGCGGCGGCGGAUGCGGUGGCGGCUGCGGCGGUUGACUUGAUCGUACCACGACGUGCUUAUCGGCUUGCGUUGGUGUGCGUAGUGGUUAGGCAGUUGGGGCUUUGAUAAUUGUAUAGAUACUGCUACUACUAUACCGUCGCGUGUGAUGAUCGGCAUCCCUCUAUGUCCACUUGUUUAAUUAUUACUACGUGAUGAGUAUAUUGUGAAAGCA
Triticum dicoccoides is the source of this 813-nucleotide messenger RNA. RefSeq names its product protein SRC2 homolog. The coding region runs from base 194 to 637 and encodes 147 amino acids. The record is from RefSeq and is a predicted model, not a curated record. The transcript has a single exon. Lineage: Eukaryota; Viridiplantae; Streptophyta; Magnoliopsida; Poales; Poaceae.